UGGGUGGGCUUAAACCCUAAACCCCAACGAAGAUCAAUCUCCUCUUCGUCUUCCCCUCGAUUCAAAUUCAUCACAUCAAUGGCGCGAGUGAUUCGACCAUUGAGAAGAUGCCUUCAGUUUUCCUCUUCUUCUUCUCACAAGGCUCUCAUGUCGCAGGCGCACCGACUAAAUCCCAUUCCAUUUCCUCCUGAAAACCCCUGCGUUCUCUUCAAGACACUGCGCCAUUACAUAUCCGAGAUGCGUAGAUCUGCGUUUGAAGGCAGCAUUCUCAGACUUCUCCGUAACGAAAUCCGAUAUGAACUCGAACGGCAUCCUCCCGAUCAGCCUGUUACAAAAUUUGGCGCCUUUACAAUUGAUGAAAGGCCAGGCGAGCAGUGGAUCAGAUUGGAAAGAGAGUAUGGGGAGAAUGAGAAUAUAAAGAUUGAAGUGACCAUGUUUGAUCACGCUAGGACGCCUCCUGGGGAAGAUGUGCUUCUUCACAUUACCAUUAUUGUGAAUAUAACCAAAAGAGAUAGCAGUGAAGUUUUGGAGAUUAUGUGUUCAGCUUGGCCAAAUGAUCUAGAGAUUGACAGGCUUUUGACACGCCGAGGUGAAAAGAUGCCAGCUCAACCCUAUGCUGGACCAGAAUUCAAGGAAUUGGAUGAUGACUUGCAAAACUCACUCUAUGACUAUCUUGAAGCAAGGGGGGUGGACGAUCAGCUAGCUGUUUUCUUGCAUAAAUAUAUGAAGAACAAGGAUAAAACCGAAUUCAUUAGGUGGAUGGAAACCGUAAAAGCAUUCAUUGAAGUUAAUUGAAAUUGAUUCUGCAGUAUUUUCAGAUGAGAAAUAGUUGUUUGCUGUUGGCGCUACCGAUAUCUAUUUCUGGUAUGUAAUAUUGACCCUUUUGUAUUAGACUAUCCAAUAUAUGAAGUAUUUUAUACAAAAUUAAAGAGGAUGAUUGUCUUCAUAACAAGAUUCCAGCUUCUGUUCCUGUCUACUCUCCGAGAAUACAUUAUUAUGUGACUUGUAUCUUCAAGGUCUGAACUUUCCUAGUGGAUUAAUCGACUGUAAAGUAUAAAAGAUAUGAAAUCAAGAAAAUGGCUUGUCAACAA
Messenger RNA from Cucurbita pepo subsp. pepo (vegetable marrow), 1091 nucleotides. RefSeq lists its product as uncharacterized. Gene Ontology annotation, cellular component: mitochondrial matrix. The record is from RefSeq and is a predicted model, not a curated record. Lineage: Eukaryota; Viridiplantae; Streptophyta; Magnoliopsida; Cucurbitales; Cucurbitaceae.